Messenger RNA from Australozyma saopauloensis, 1071 nucleotides. RefSeq lists its product as uncharacterized. Bases 1 to 1071 code for a protein of 356 amino acids. The transcript has a single exon. The record is from RefSeq and is a predicted model, not a curated record. NCBI's taxonomy places the organism in Eukaryota, Fungi, Ascomycota, Pichiomycetes, Serinales, Metschnikowiaceae.
AUGCCAAAUAUGCCCAUCAUGACCCCAUCCCGCAAAACCCCAGAACCACAAUCGCCCUAUACGCCGUCAAUUAGCGCAGCGCAGACACCGCGGCGACCUCCAAUUCCUCGCCUGCCACAUCUGUCGCGAACCAAUGGCAUUCAUUCCCGCACGGCCAGUUCCGAUGGUCAUGAUAAGUCAGCGACAAAACGAUUGGUGGAACAAUUCUAUAGAGGCGGUGUACAGUCGAAACAAUCGAGUCAUACUGAUGUCACUGACAUCAAUGCACUCUUAUCGGGGUCCAAGCUUGACUUGGAUGCCCAGGUAGAGAAGAGUAAUGUAUUUCCUAGCAGUGGGAAGACAGAGGUGGAUCAAAUCUACGGUGCGGGCUCGCCCAUGUUCAAGAAACCUGGUAUGGGUGCUAAGUUUAACUUGGACGGCGAUUUGGGUAGUCGAGACAAGCCGAAGAUGGAAUACCUCUCGCUUUCUCCGCCAGAUCUACAUGCCAUAUGUCCCGAAAAUAUCCUGGCGCCGUUAUUAAGUGUCGACCGAGCAUUUACUUCAACAAAUUUGGCUUCUGCCGUCGACGCGGUGGAUCAGUCCCUGCAAGUGCUUUGGACCCGAGUGAACCACAAUUUUGAUAAAGGCGAGGCCAGCCUCGCACCGGAAGCAGAAGAUCCAAGUCUUCAGCCAGGGGCCCAACUAAAAGAGCUUGAGAUCUAUCUUAAAGAACUACGGAAUAAUGUAAAUGCAUUGGAGACCGAACUAAAAGGCGUCACGGUGGACAUCAAGAGCAGAUAUCUGGAAGAGAUCCAGGAGAAUAUCCUAAAACUACGCGACUUAGAGCGCCUCAUAGAGAGUCUUUCACUGCGUCUUUCUACUGCUAGAAAAGGCAUGGCACAUAGUAGGCGUCAAUUGAAAGAGACGGUGGCUCCGAAAAUGGAAUUGUUGGAGGAGGUGUCAAAGCGAUUCCAUGAGUAUGAUGUGCGCAACCGGCAACGGAAGGGGCUGCAGAUCGUUAUUGCGCUUUCGUUGUUUGUUCUUCUUGUAGCCAUGGGCGCAAUUAUGUAUCGACGUUACCGCUCUGAGUGA